This is a messenger RNA of Labrus bergylta (ballan wrasse), 1556 nucleotides long. The record is from RefSeq and is a predicted model, not a curated record. Lineage: Eukaryota; Metazoa; Chordata; Actinopteri; Labriformes; Labridae.
AAGGUCGGUCACAUGGUCACAGGCUGUAGAAAGCUCGAGAUCAACAUGGCCGCCUGCAUGAAGAUGUUCGGAGCAGCAAGACAUCUGCAGAGUAAAACGGCCCUUGUUAAAGUGGGGGUCUUCAGGACCGGGAGCUGUCGCCCCUGUUUGACCGACACAUCGGCCCUGAGCCGGCUGCAGCCCCCCCGGGUCUACAGCAGCACCAACCGCUUCUCUACCAGUCCGUUCACAGCAAUGACAGCUGGCUGCAGGCAGUCCACCAGACCUCAGCGAUGGAUGCGGGUCGGGGUCGCUGUCCGCGGCCAGACAGAUUUCCUCACCCCCUACUAUCGACCCCACAUGAUUCAGGACAGGAUGUUCGGGAACCGGGCCAGCGGUGCCGGCUUUUCAGGGGAGGACGGCGGGGACAGUGCCGGCUCUGGGGGAGAGGAGUCUGGUGGAGAUGGGGGAGUGCCGUACAACGGACCCCAGAUGACGGCUCUUACCACCAUGCUGGUUCCUGAGGUCUUUCCCAAUGUCCCUCUGAUCGCCGUGAGCAGAAACCCGGUGUUUCCCCGCUUCAUUAAGAUCAUAGAGGUUAAGAACAGAGAGCUGAUGGAACUGUUGAGGAGGAAGGUUCGUCUGGCUCAGCCGUACGCCGGGGUCUUCCUGAAGAGAGAUGAUAAUAAUGAGUCUGACGUGGUGGAGUCUCUGGAUGCCGUCUACUCUACAGGGACUUUUGUUCAGAUUCAUGAGAUGCAGGACCUGGGAGACAAGCUGAGGAUGAUCGUCAUGGGACACCGCAGAAUCCGGAUCACUAAACAGCUUGAGGUGGAGGUUGAGGAGGAAGCAGCGUCCCCUGUGUUUUCAGAGACUGAAGCAGAGCCCAAACCUUCACCCAGACGCAAAGCCAAACGCAGCCGCAAGGACCAACCGGGCUCUCCGACAGAGACGCUGGAGGAGAAGAUUUCAGAAGUAGAUCUGACACCAGAACUUCAGCCUCUGCCCUCGUCCAACAUCCUGAUGGUGGAAGUGGACAACGUUCAGCAUGAGCAGUUCACCGUCACCGAGGAGGUCAAGGCGCUAACGGCAGAGAUCGUGAAAACCAUCAGAGACAUCAUCGCACUCAACCCCCUCUACAGAGAGUCAGUCCUCCAGAUGAUGCAGGCUGGUCAGAGAGUUGUUGAUAAUCCCAUCUACCUCAGCGACAUGGGGGCAGCUCUGACGGGAGCAGAGUCACAUGAGCUUCAGGAUGUCUUGGAAGAAAUCAAUAUCCCAAAGCGUCUCUACAAGGCUCUGUCUCUGCUGAAGAAGGAGUAUGAGCUGAGCAAACUGCAACAGAGGCUGGGUCGAGAGGUGGAAGAGAAGAUCAAACAGACUCACAGGAAGUACCUGCUGCAGGAGCAGCUGAAGAUCAUAAAGAAGGAGCUUGGUUUGGAAAAAGAAGACAAAGAAGCUAUCGAGGAAAAGUUCAGAGAAAGACUCAAAGACAGGACUGUCCCUCAGCACAUAAUGGAUGUCAUCAACGAAGAACUCAACAAACUGGGACUGCUGGACAACCACUCCUCAGAGUUCAA